GCCUACAUGCUGGCGGCGGUGUGGGCGGCUGUCAACGUGUGGCGCGGCCUCUGGACGCUGCUGGACCGCCACUUCCUGCCGGGCAGCGGGCCGCUGGGCCUCUGGCUGUGCCAGGGGGGCGCGCUGGCGCUGCUGAUGGCGCUGCGCUGCUCCAACUCGCUGCUGGUGCGCGGCGUGUGGCGCGACGGCGAAGAAGCGGGCGGCAGCUGCGUCGCCUUCAGCGUGACCCUCAAUAAAUAAAUGCACCAUUAACCGAGCUGGCCUUGCCUGCGCCCCACCGCUCAGUACCCCGAGCGUCUCCUGCGGCAAUGCGCCCAGUCCCCGCUCGUCCACUAUGCGCGGCAGCAGCGCCGCUCCUCGCAAAGGGCGACCGGCGACGCGCGACGCGCUCCUCACCGCCCUCGACUUGCUCUUCUCCGCGCUGGUGGUCUGCCCCUGCGUGGUCGCCUACUGGCGCAGCGUCUGGACGCUGAUGGACCUCUACGUGGCGCCCGCCCGCCCAGUGCUCAGCGCCGCCCUCUCCUGCGGCCUCGGCCUCGUCGGCCACGUGCUCUUCAUCGGCGCCCAGCGCGCCCUGGCGGACCGCUUCACCCCGGGCGGCGGCCGCCUGCGCUUCUACGCGGUCAGCCGCCUCUACACGGUGUGCUACGCGUUUGUGUGCGUCAACGGGUGGCGCGGCCCUUGGGACUUGUUGACGGUGCAGACGCAGCGCGACGCCGGCAGCUUGAUGGUCACGUCCGCUGUGGGGCUGGUGGCGCUGGUCGCUAUGAGGGCGCUGCGCAACGUCGCCUCGCCGCCCUGCGUCAUCGUCAAYGACCUGGCGCAGGGCUACUUCGACGUGCUCACCAUGUUCCGAGUCGCCCCCGUGGGCGGCCGCCUCUGCCUCUUCCUGCUCGACUGCCUGUUCUCCGUGCUGGUGGUGGGCGUGCUGGUGGUGUUCGUGUGGCGCGGCCUCUGGAUGCUGCUGGACCUGCUGCUGUUCCCCGACGAUCCUGCAUCGUCAGCCUGCAGCAGCCUGGUGCUGGGCUACGCCGUCACUGCGCUGGUCUUCCUGCUGCAGCCGCUCGUGCGCAGCGUCUGCGASCGGCUGUCCGGCGCAGGCCGGCUGCUGUUUGCCGAYUCGUUCGUCGUGGUGGCGCUGCUGGGCACCGUUAAUGUGUGGCGCGGCAUCUGGAUGGCGCUCGACCUCUACUUCCUGCCCGACAACCCGCCGCUGAGCUGCUGGUGCGCCAUGAGCGUCUCGCUGCUGCUGCUCAUCCUGCUGGGCUGCGCCAACUCGCUGGUGGUGCGCGGCGUUUUCAUCGACGCGGAGGAACCGGACGGGCGCUGCGUCCUGCUGCCCUGCCACUACUUCCGGCUCAUCCUGCAGGCGAAGCAGCUGCAGAAGGUCGCCCCAGACACCGCGGAGGCCCCGCCCUAGGCCCCGCCUUUGUAGUAGCGUUAGUAGACCGAUAACUGAGUAAAUAAAGCGCAGUUUCUGCCAA
Molecule: messenger RNA, 1484 nt
Organism: Dendroctonus ponderosae (mountain pine beetle)
Lineage: Eukaryota; Metazoa; Arthropoda; Insecta; Coleoptera; Curculionidae
Exons: 4
Coding region: 335-1420 (361 amino acids)
Biological process (GO): neuromuscular synaptic transmission; clustering of voltage-gated calcium channels; neuron-neuron synaptic transmission
Cellular component (GO): presynaptic membrane
Source: RefSeq, a predicted model, not a curated record